UCGCUCGUGCUCGGUGUUGCUGGCCCACGUACAUCACGGUCCCCUCGGUGACGUCUGUGUCCCCUCUGCUACCAGUGGCCCCAUGCCAUAUAUAUUCAUGCCGGGCAAGAUGGCGGCGAUACGGACGAUGUGUUAUUGCCAGUGGACAUAAACAGGCAUUUUAUUCAAAAUAGAAAACCGAAGCAGAUACAUUUAUACACUCGGUCGUAUCGUGUGUGUAUUUGCCGCGCAACGAGCACUGACGUAUUUUUUUACUUAACGCGUUUAAACGUUUUUUUUCUUCAAAAAUGUUCACGUUGUAGCUCGCUCGCUAACCGACCAGCUGGCUAACAGAGAGCAGUCACUAGCUAGCUAGGUAUCUAUCACAGCCAAGCCGCCGUGAAGUGUAGAAUGGGAGAAAAGCUGGAGCUCAAGCUCAAAUCGCCGGUUGGAGCAGAACCUGCUGGGUAUCCGUGGCCACUACCAGUAUACGAUAAACAUCACGAUGCUGCUCAUGAAAUCAUCGAGACCAUUCGGUGGGUGUGUGAGGAGAUCCCAGACCUCAAACUGGCAAUGGAGAACUACGUACUCAUCGACUACGACACCAAGAGCUUCGAGAGUAUGCAGAGACUUUGUGACAAGUACAACAGGGCCAUCGACAGCAUUCACCAGCUGUGGAAAGGGACCACCCAGCCCAUGAAGCUGAACAAGCGCCCCUCCAAUGGGCUGCUGAGACACAUCCUACAGCAGGUGUACAACCACUCGGUGACCGACCCGGAGAAGCUGAACAACUACGAGCCCUUCUCCCCUGAGGUGUACGGAGAGACCUCUUUCGACCUUGUGUCUCAGAUCAUCGACGAGAUGGAAAUGAUGGAAGAUGACACCUUUGUUGACCUCGGCAGUGGAGUGGGGCAGGUAGUGCUGCAGGUUGCAGCAGCAACCAACUGUAAACACUACUACGGUGUAGAGAAAGCAGACAUUCCAGCUACCUAUGCAGAGACCAUGGAUAAAGAGUUUAAAAAGUGGAUGAAAUGGUAUGGGAAGAAACACGGGGAGUACACACUGGAAAGAGGGGACUUUCUGUCAGAAGAAUGGAAGGAAAGGAUCGCCAACACAAGUAUUAUUUUUGUGAAUAACUUUGCCUUUGGUCCAGAGGUAGAUCACCAGCUGAAGGAGCGCUUUGCUAACAUGAAGGAAGGUGGAAAAAUUGUAUCUUCCAAACCUUUUGCACCUUUAAAUUUUAGAAUAAACAGUCGAAACUUGAGUGAUAUUGGCACAAUAAUGCGUGUGGUGGAGCUUUCUCCACUCAGGGGCUCCGUGUCCUGGACUGGAAAGCCAGUUUCCUACUACUUGCAUACCAUAGACCGUACCAUACUUGAAAACUAUUUUGCUAGUCUCAAAAAUCCUAAACUCAGGGAGGAACAAGAAGCAGCUAGGCGACGUCAGCAGAAGGAUACGAAGGACAGUAAAAGCAAUAGCACCACGCCCACAAAACCUAAAGAACAAAACAAGCAGGACUCCUGUGGUGAGGAGGAGCGUCCUAGCUUGGUGACAGUGGUCAAGCCCCCAGCCAAACCCCGAAGAACCCGACUCUUGUCCAAGGGUCGCAAGUUGAACAACAAGAAACGUGGUCGACCCAAGAAAGCUGCCCCGGCUGCUGAGAAGAAAAACAAGAAGAAUCAGAGCGCUUUGGAUUUGCUGCACGCCAAGACCCUUUCUGCGGCACCCCCUCAGGAUGUGUACCGGCCACCUCAGAGUCCCUUCUACCACCUACCUCCCAAGGUCCAGCACUAUCCCUCUAGUCAACUGCUGCUGAGCCCGACUCCUCCUGGUCUGCAACAACUGUUAGAUAACAUCAAAGUUCAAUACCUCCAGUUUAUGGCCCACAUGAAGACUCCUCAGUACCGCUCCAACCUGCAGCAGCUUUUAGAGCAGGAGAAGCAAAAACACAGGGACCUGUCCGGGCAGGCAGAGCAGCUCCACUCUGUUUGUCAGUCUCACAAGGACAUGAUCAAAGGUCUCUUUCAGACCAAACUAGAUGAGUUGGGAGUGAAGGCACUGACUGUGGAGGACCUGCUGCAGGCCCAGAAGGAGAUAUCAGCCCACAAUCGCCAGCUGAAAGAGCAGACUAAGCAGCUUGAGAGAGACAUGGCUUUGCUGAGAGACCACAGCCUGCUACUGCUGAAGUCUCGAUGCGAGGAGCUAAAGCUAGAUUGGGGCUCUUUGUGUCUGGAGAGUUUGCUGAAGGAGAAGCAGGCGCUACGCAGACAAAUCUCUGAGAAACAGAGACACUGCUUGGAGCUGCAGAUCAGCAUCGUGGAGCUGGAGAAAAGUCAAAGGCAGCAGGAGCUGCUUCAGCUCAAAUCCUACAGCCCCUGUGAGGGCUCCCCAUACAGAAAGAGUCUGGAAUCGCGCUCUUCCACAGACAUGGACUCCACUAAGCUCGGCCUGUCCUCAGCCCCAGCUCUCAAUGGUGUCACCCCAGAGCUUUCUCUCAAUGGCACCAGUUCACCUUGCUUUGACCGGGCUAACACCAAGGGGGAGCUUAUUUCUCGCUACCUGCCCAUCUCGCCAGACCAUGAAAUUGUACCUUCCACCCCUGAUGCCCGGCAGAGGCAGCAAAGUUCCUGCUAUGCUCUUCCUGAUUACACACGCUUCUCCCCUGCCAAGAUUGCCUUGCGGAGGCAUCUUAACCAGGACCCCACUGCCUCUGCUCACUUAAGAGGUCCAGGGCUGGCAACACACAGGGAAUUUUCUGGUGUUAACUCUCCGCUUGGAGCCAAGCAGAACUGCCCCUCUCCAAAUGCAUCUGAUGCCCAGAAUACUCUUAAAAGUUCUGAGAGGGGUGGUAAGGAGAGGAGCCCAUCUGUUCAGGGUGACAACAGCAUUACGAGCCUUCCAAUAAGUAUCCCUCUGAGCACUGUCCACCCAAGCAAACUACCAGUCAGCAUUCCUCUGGCCAGCGUGGUGCUGCCCAGUCGUGCCGAGAGACUGAGAAGUACUCCGAGUCCUGUGUCUCAGGCAGGUCAGACCAAUGGAUAUUCAUCCAGCUCAGGGCUGAUGAAUGGAGGUCCCCAUCCUGAGGACCAUAAUGGUGCUUCUUCAUCACCCCCUCCACACACCAACACACCUUUGAUGGGACCAAUGGGCCGAGGAGGUCCCAUCCAGAGCCCCCCACUCAGCACUGGAGGGGUGCUCCAGUAUGCAGAUGGCCCCCCGCGGAUUCUUCCAGAAGAUGGACAGGAUAACCAGGGCGGUGAAUCCGACAUGGAGCCCCAGGACACUGAACUGCGGAGGAGAAUCUUUUUCUCUUCUUCCUCCUCUUCGUCCUCGUCUUCCUCUUCAUCAGGCAGUGGAGGCAGCGCGGCCGGAGGAUCACGCCUCCACCAUCACACCGGCAACUCAGCCAAGCAGGGGUACCACAGUAACCAUGGAAACCACCACCACCUGUCCCCCAGCACACAGCACACUCACACACCCACGCAUACGUCGUCAUCACACUCGUCUCACAGCCUCGGCGCUCAAGAGGGACGUAAGAGGGGCAGAAGGAAACGCAGCUCUGCAGUGGCUGUCACGGCCAGCGGUUCCCCAAAGAGGAGGUCAUUCCCCGGGCUCAGCUCCAACAACCACUCCUCGGGUUCACCACUCAACAUUAACUCCAUGGUGAACAACAUCAACCAGCCUCUGGAGAUCUCUGCCAUAUCUUCCCCAGAGCAAUCUAGUCGGAGCCCCACUGUGCCGGACCUGGACCAGCCUCCCAUCUUAAAGAGAGAGCGCCCCCUGGAGCUCAAUGGCACAGGCCGUUACUCCUCAGCCCCCAGCUCUGAUGAUGAGGAUUCAGGAUACCCUGCCGACAGCUCCAGUUCACGAAUUGAAAGGAAAAUAGCUACGAUAUCCUUGGAGAGCAGAAACGGACCUGGUAGACUAGGGGAUAGUGAAAGAGGCAGGAAAUCUGGGAGCAGCAGUGGUAACAGCACAGGUAGUGAAGCCUCCUCUUCAUCCUCCUUGUCAUCUACCAGCAAGUGGAAAGCCACCUUUUCGCCCAUUUCUGACCCCAAGCAACCCAACUCUGACCUGAGACAGGGGGGCUCUCCAUUCGGCAUGGGGGGUUCGGGCCGGGGUACAGACUCAGAUUCUGACCACAAACAGCAGCAUCAGCAGGUGAGGAGAGGGAGUGAUGGAGAGUCGUCCAACUACAUGAACCCCAAACCCUUCCUCAGUCAGGAGGCAGGGCCCCGGGGUGGAAGCAGCGGUGGUGGUGGAGGUGUCCAGGGAGGCUGUGGUUCAGACCAACGCCAGGCCCUCCAGAAGCAGAAGGCCCCUCGUGACUGGGAGCUGAAGACCAGCGGCAGCUUGGCCAGUCAGAACCUCUUCAUAUCUGCUGCUGCCAGCAGUGGAGGGGGUAUCCUGAGUGGGAAGGUGGGAGGCAGUCCUGUAGCAGUUUCCUCGACCACGGGAUCAUCUGUGGGCCAGUACCUGGGGUCUCAGUUCCCACUCGGAGGGGCCUCAGUCUUACAGACCUUGUUUGGGGCCCAGACAGGCGGAUCUACGGUGAGUGGGACCCCGCGGCUCGUCAACGGACACUCUGCCCUGGGAAGCUUCUCCACUGCUGGGCUGGCAGGGGGAGCGGCUGGAGGUAAUUGACUAAAACUACCUCAACAUAAAAUAAACUAUGCAAAUGUCCAGGUGUGGAUGAAGGCACUCUCCUCACUCUCUGGUGCUUCAAAAUGUCUGCACUACCCAACCGCCUCCAAGAACGGCUUCUGUACUGGGAUCACACAUACACACUCACACAUAUACGCACGCACGCACACACGCACACACAAACCACCACUAUGGUCACAUUGAGCAGAAUUCAUAGGGACUGGUCGUGUUUAUGUGUGGGGUGUUGAAAUGUUUUCCUACAUGGAUAUUUGUACUGGCUGCUGCCCAGCGCUGAAUGAACUAAUUAAGAUACCUGGUUUAACAUUAAGGUGCUCAGUAGUAUGAUAGUGUGUCAUUUUAUGUCAUAGUCACUAUUUUAGCAACUCGUGUUCGGCAUAAUGAUCAGUUUUCAAUGAUUUAAUGUAACAUUUAACAACAGAUGGAAGCACACAGCCCACCUUUUUUGAGCUGAAUCUCAUGUGUCAUGUCGAAAGUUUCACUUCAUAUGAGUGCAUGUGCUCAACACACACACACACACAGACAGACCAGUUUCACCGAACUCUGCUCAGAUGUCAUGCAGUUUUGCCUCUCUGCAUGCGUGCUUUCUUGUCUCUGUUUUCUUCCUUCAGUGAAAUUCAGUUUUUCUUGCAAGAUGAGGAACUUUUGGUCAAACUGCACACUGGACCGUAAGAUACAGUUAUUCAUGUAGCAGAAGAUGUACAGGUCCUGGCUGGUUUGUUGACACCCCUUAAACUCUUGAUUAUGUUAAAUGAUUUAUAACAUUUUCAUAUUUAAAAAAAGUUAAAAAUGUGGGUUUCUUACUGUUAAGUCCCUUUACAUAAAAGUAAAGUGGUACAAAAAUUGUAUAAUUAUGUUCGGGCUGCCCGUUUUGGCACACAAAACUAAUAUUUUCUGUCUUUGCCACUAACUGGAGCAAAAUUAAUUAAGUUCACGUGAUUAAAAUUGUUCUUCAGGUGUGGUUCAGUGUUUCUCUUCUGAUAUCAGCUAUUUAACAUAUCAGUGAAAGUUGAUUUACUUCUAAAAGGAGCUUUUUGGUAUUUUGUGACAGUAAUCAGGAAUAUUUAACAUUCUAUAAACCAAUUUACUGAAGAAUAUGGAAGAUUAUCAGUGACUUGAAGUCUGAACACACAACAGUGUUCUGAUUUCAGCCUCAUUUUGACAGUACUGUGAUUUAGCAACAUUUCAAGGGGUGCCAAUAAUGCAGAGCAGAGUACACUUUCAUUUUUAUUUUUUUUUUAAAUGACCCCAUGAAUUUCCUUUAAUGAGAUGUAGACAAAGUCAGCCGCCCAUUGUUGUCAAAGAGUUGUGGCCACUCUGUUAAUGUUUAGUGAAGCUGAAUCCAGGUGUAAAAGAAUUCCAGUAAAACCACAGAAGAAUCAGCCAAUUUCUGUAUUUAUUAACAUUUUCUUCUUCAGUCAAUUUGGUAAAUCACACUACUAUGUGGGACCGCAGCAGAAAUAUUCUUAAAGCAGGAAUUUUUAACUCUUCUUAAGCUAAAAAUAUUCAUAUUUAUCUCUGCUGUUGGGAAAUACAGGUUUAAGCAAAUGUUUAGGACUCACAUGUAUGUGGACUUCAGUCAUGCAAACACGCACACGUACACACACGUGCAUGCAAAUCCUCACACACUGAGAAAACACCCAUAACAACAACAACAAACUACUGGACUGUCUUCACACCUUUUUGUUUGCUUAUUUGAUUGUGGUUUUUUGUAAACAAUGUUUGUACUGUGAAUGUGAUUCAUUCUCCGACUGUAUAGAUGUGUAUAAUUUAGAUUAUUAUAUUUAUGCUGUCAGUCUCUCUGUUUGCCUUGGUAUUUGUAUUUCUUUUAAAUCCUGAAAUGUGUUGACAUCGUAGAAUGCAAUAGUGUGUGUACUUGACUCACAGUCUGAAAACAAUGGUGCUACAUUUGGACUGUACCUGAUCUUAUUUAUUCUAUAGUGAAAACAUCAAAAACAAAUCCAAUACUUGGUGCUGUACACAGGGACAUUUGUAAAGCCUUUUCUUGGCAUUUCUUUUCUCAUAUUUAAUAUGCUAUCGUCUGGUCCUUUGAAUGCCUAGUGUGCAACUGUAGACACCACCUGCAGAUAAAACUACUCUGCAACAGCUGGCUCAGAGUCUGAGUAAACAGGUAUGAGGACCUGUUCAUGUUUCUCACGCCACAGUUUAAACAAGUCAGCCCGCUUUGCUCUCAAAAGCGAGCUGCUUAUCUGUUAGUGAACAAGACACACUGUUUUUGUACAUAACUCUUUGUUUUCCUUGUACAUGUCUCUUCAUCAUAAACAGAAAGGUAUAUAAAUAUGUAUCUAUAAACAGUCUAUAUAUGAGUAUAUAUAUAUCUAUAUAUAUAUAUAUAUAUAUAUGUGUGAGUAAGGGUGUUUUGGUGCUGGCAUUGUGACCUUAAACUCAGCCUGUCAAACAGGAGGCUUGAAGCCAAGGAGUGUCGAGCAUUGCCACCACAGGAUCUUAACAUAUGGUGCCUAACAACAUGGUGGCACAACAGCACCUGAAUCCCUGUGAUAUACACACACCACAGAACUAGAAACUCAAAAGCAGUGUGUAUUUAACGCAGACAAACAAAGGUGCUGUGGCUUGAACACAACUAGAUUCCAGCACUAGAACUGUCAUCACUUUUAUCAGAUGUUUUCACAUCUUUGUUUUUCCUUCUUUUUUUUUUUUUUUUUUUUUUUUUUUUUUUUUUUUUACCAACCCAGAUUCUGCAGGAAAAAUGGUGCUUCUGUUUCCAAACAAUGGCAAUUCAGAUUUUACAAACUUUACUGGUGCAUAGAAAACUACGUGUCAACCUCUUACACACACUGUCUGUCUUUAGAUGUCUUACAUGUCUUUGUCAAGGCCAUGCCUUGAAAUGUGAGCAUAUUGUGUAAUUGCAAAGACAUGCUGAUGUAAAACACUUGUGUUAGGGUAUGUACGCUCAUCACUUGGUUGGGAGUGCGAACAGCCAAGCUUCCCUUUUUCCUGAUAGUGGGACUACACUUAAGCUCAGUUUGUGUGUGUGCGCGCGCACGCUUUUUUCCUCCACUUGCCAGCGCAUAUCUAAGGGAAGAGUAGACUAAUAAUCGAAGCUUUAUUGUAAACUCCUGUCCUGUGCACUCACUCUGCAAACACAAAUGUGUUUCUCACCUGAGAGUGUUUAAGUGAGAAGAAGAAAGUCAUUUUAGGACAUAAUUAGAGACUGUAGUCCAUUUGUUACCAGCACUGAGAGGUCUUUUGUAACUAUUGUUGAUGCUGUUUUGAUUUUCUUAUUCUUGGUGUUUGAUACAAUUGCAGUUACAUGUUAUGCUUUUAAUUGUCUUCAGAUUCUUGUCAGUUUUUAAUACUACUAGUCAGACAGACAGCACGGUGCUCUCCUUCACUUAAAACAAGGAAAUUGCAGCUAUUGAUAAAUACUACUCUUCUCCUGUUGUGCUGCAGGGUUUUAUGGUUUAAUAAUCUUCAACACGAGCUUGCCUGGCGGCUUUCUCAUGGUCCAAUCUAACAUACGGAUGUUUCUCUAACCUGGAGGGGCGGUGUGGUGUAUGUGUAAGUGGGAAUGGUUUGUGAGAAUGGCAAAAGUUACAUUCAUUACAUAUUUUAAACCAGUUUUGUAGCUACUCGUACAAUCAGUCAAUGGGGUGAGGUGCUGUUAUUCAAGUCCUUUGGUGUGUGCGCAUGAUUUGAAUUAACGUUUCUAUGCAGUUCUCCAGCAGGCUCCCAUCCUGGUGCAUUAUUGUUAAUCUGUGAGAGCUUUGCAGUCGAGGCUGUUUACUCUAAAUCCUGCCAAAGGUCUAAACUCAGGAACUUCCCAGAUUGCUUGAAAUGAUGUAAACAAUUCUCCUUAAACUACUACAUGUCACAAACCUAUUCACCAUCCUGUGGCAUGAUGAAGUCCCUCUCUAACCCAACUCAGGACCAGGACAACCUCUCAGUUAAGCAUAUUUCCAGGUAAAAUUUGCCAGCCGUCUUGUCAGGUCUCCUCAGAUUCAUUCUCGCUGCCACAUACAUCCAGCCUCUCCAGUGAAAUCCAGCUUUAUAAAGCUUUAUGAGUCGGUCUGAUCUCGAGAAGCUGUGAAAUGGCUACACCUUCAGCAUCUUCCUCAUCUCACAAUUGCCUCUGUCUAGAUUUGAGUCUCUAAGAAGGAGGUCCGCUGUCCUUUGUUGGGGUUCUUCCCAUUAUCUGGGAGGUAAACUGACACUGGACACACGUGACCUACAGCAAGUGUAUAGUGAUCUCUGGUCGGUGAAGCCAGGGCAGGUUUGAGGUGCAAUAACGGCAAACCUACUUUCCAAAAGGCCCUGGGUUUUCAUGAUAGAAAUUGUCACUGUUUGAUGUUGGUGCUUUUAUCCUAAGAUGUUAUAAUGAAACAAAUGGAAUUAAUGUUUUUUUUCUGCGUUUUGAUUAUUAAUAAAAAAAGUUUCAUAAUAUUUGAAUUAA
This is a messenger RNA of Micropterus dolomieu (smallmouth bass), 9073 nucleotides long. RefSeq names its product DOT1-like histone H3K79 methyltransferase (gene dot1l). Bases 391 to 4623 code for a protein of 1410 amino acids. Gene Ontology annotation, cellular component: nucleus. The transcript is spliced from 28 exons. Gene Ontology annotation, biological process: regulation of transcription regulatory region DNA binding; DNA repair; DNA damage checkpoint signaling. The record is from RefSeq and is a predicted model, not a curated record. Lineage: Eukaryota; Metazoa; Chordata; Actinopteri; Centrarchiformes; Centrarchidae. Gene Ontology annotation, molecular function: histone H3K79 methyltransferase activity.